CGCUGACGUCCCCAAAGCCCCGCCCCCUCCCGGAAGCCCCGCCGCCUUGGUAGUCUGCGCUGCGCUGGGAAGCGAGCUGAGGAGCGCCAAGACCAAGAAGGUGCAUAGGUUUAAGCUUUGAAGCAAAGGUUUGCUGAAACAGGUUGAAGCGAUAUUCUUUUUUGUGGUGACGUGACGCAUCUCUGGUCUUUCCAUAUUGCAUCUGCUACUGGUGACAGGCUUUCUGUUACUUUGUUAACUAAGAACGCUUGACAUAAUGGAAGAAAAGAACAAUGGGGUGUGUGUGUCUGAUGCGCAAAGAAUGGUUUCUCUGGCGGAAACGGAAACUGUGUCUGCAAAGGAAGCUAAGGAAGAUGUGAGAGAAAGUAAGAAUACAGCUAAUACUUCAGAUUCUUCCAGCAUGUACAGGUAUAUUAAAGAUGACUUAUUUACUUCCGAAAUUUAUAAGGUAGAAAUUCGGAACCUCCCCAAAUAUAUUGGUUUCAAUGAAGUGAAGAAGUUCCUUGCUAAAUAUGGUCUUAACCCUCACAAGAUAAAGUUGCUGGGGAAACAGACAUUUGCUUUCGUCACCUUUAAGAGCGAGGAGGAAAGGGACAAAGCUGUGAAGGUCCUUCAUGGAGUCCAGUGGAAGAACCAAAACCUCAGCAUCAGAUUAGCCAAGCCGAAGGCUGAUCCCAUCGUGAAGAAGAGGAAAAGAGAGGAGGAGGGAGAGGAGACCAAAGAGCAGGCGGCAGCCAAAUGUCCAGGGUUAUCCAAGGAUGGCAAAAAUCAGCCUCUCGCUAAGCAAAUAGCGGAUGUGGUGACCCCUUUAUGGACUACGCCAUACGAGGAGCAGCUCGCGAAGAAGCAGCAAGAAUGUGAACAAGUGCUGCUGAAACUGACAAGGGAGAUAGGGAACAACAACAGAACUCUGCUACCAUGGUUGUUCAUGCAGAAAGAGAAGUACAGUGGCCUCUGUUGCCCCUUGGAAGGGGUGAAAUCAUCUCCAUUACAGACUGAAUAUCGCAACAAAUGUGAAUUUUUGAUUGGCAUAGGCCCAAAUCAAGAAGAUAAAACAGUUGGCUUUCGUCUUGGCAAGUACAAGGGUGGAACAUGUGCUGUAGUGGAACCUUUUGAUACCAUUCACAUUCCUGCUGUUGUGAAAACGGUAGUGAAGGCUUUUCAAGAGUACAUAAGGUCUACACCUUAUGGUGUUUACAGCCCUGAAACCUAUGAAGGCCACUGGAAACAGCUGACAGUCCGCAUCAGUAGGAAUCACCACAUCAUGGCAAUUGCUUAUUUUAAUCCACAGAAAUUAAGUAAAGAGGAACUUAAUGAACUGCAAACCUCUUUGGCAAAGUACUUUACAGAAGGCACUGGAAAAGACAGUGGAAUAACAUCCCUGUAUUUUGUUGAAGAAGGUCAAAAAAAAUCACCCAAUCGUGAAGAUUUAACAUUGGAGCAUGUUGCUGGUGACAAGUACAUCUAUGAAGAUCUGCUUGGGCUGAAGUUCCGGAUUUCUCCCCAUGCCUUUUUCCAAGUAAACACUCAGGCAGCGGAGGUUUUAUACUCAGCCAUUCAGGACUGGGCCCAAGUAAACCAGGAGACUAAGGUGCUGGAUGUUUGCUGUGGAACUGGAACAAUUGGAAUUUCACUUGCCAAGAAAGUGAAGAAAGUUAUUGGAAUUGAACUUUGUCAAGAAGCUGUUGAAGAUGCCAAAGUGAAUGCUCAACUUAAUGAGCUGAAUAAUGUUGAAUUCUAUUGUGGAAAAGCUGAAGACCUUGUUCCUCACCUAGUUAACUCCUUAGCACUGCAAAAUUCGAUUACGGUUGUGGAUCCUCCCCGUGCAGGACUACAUUCCAAAGUCAUUCUUGCAAUCCGAAAAGCUGAGCACUUAAAGAAGCUCAUUUAUGUGUCUUGCAAUCCUCGCGCAGCCAUGAACAACUUUAUUGACCUUUGCAGAGCUCCAUCCAAUCGUGUCAAAGGAAGCCCCUUCCGUCCUAUGAGAGCAAUGGCAGUGGACCUUUUCCCUCACACUAUGCAUUAUGAGCUGCUGUUGUUCUUUGAAAGAAUAGACCACCAGAGUGCAACUGAUGUUACAACUGUGCAGUUGGAAGCAACAGGUUUGAUGGAAGAGGACUUGCCAAAAGCGAACACAGCGGUGGAACAUUCCAGCUAGUCAUAGUUGGGUCUAGCUAGUCACUUCCCAUAAACCAUCAAUUUUUCAGGUUUUAAUUUUAAAGCAUUCUUUGCCGUUGCUGCGGCUUUCCCUUUCUGAGAAUGUCAGAACAACUGGUUGGUUCCUGGGACUUCAGAAUAUAAACUGCAAGGAACGUGGCAAAAGUCUAAAGUUGGAAGAACUGUUUUAUGCAAAACUGCUAAGCCAUGGAUUAAGCAUGAAAUACCAAGCAAGGGUCACUGUAGAAGCGUGUACUUCGGAGCAACACAACAGAUAAUAAAUGAACCCUACUGAAUGGG
Sceloporus undulatus (fence lizard) is the source of this 2457-nucleotide messenger RNA. RefSeq names its product tRNA methyltransferase 2 homolog A (gene TRMT2A). The record is from RefSeq and is a predicted model, not a curated record. Gene Ontology annotation, biological process: RNA processing. The coding region runs from base 257 to 2158 and encodes 633 amino acids. Lineage: Eukaryota; Metazoa; Chordata; Lepidosauria; Squamata; Phrynosomatidae. The transcript is spliced from 13 exons. Gene Ontology annotation, molecular function: RNA methyltransferase activity; RNA binding.